Molecule: messenger RNA, 312 nt
Organism: Didymodactylos carnosus
Lineage: Eukaryota; Metazoa; Rotifera; Eurotatoria; Philodinida; Philodinidae
Source: the annotation of a GenBank genome assembly
AUGUCUGGAAGAGGAAAAGGUGGUAAAGGUUUAGGCAAAGGUGGUGCAAAACGUCAUCGAAAAGUCUUACGUGAUAACAUCCAAGGUAUAACGAAACCGGCGAUUCGUCGUUUGGCUCGUCGAGGUGGUGUUAAACGUAUUAGUGGAUUAAUUUAUGAAGAAGUGCGAGGAGUUUUGAAAAUAUUCCUUGAAAAUGUUAUUCGAGAUGCUGUUACAUAUACAGAACAUGCCAAACGAAAAACCGUAACAGCAAUGGACGUAGUUUAUGCCCUCAAACGUCAAGGUCGUACAUUGUAUGGUUUUGGUGGUUAA